Molecule: messenger RNA, 1305 nt
Organism: Diachasmimorpha longicaudata
Lineage: Eukaryota; Metazoa; Arthropoda; Insecta; Hymenoptera; Braconidae
Exons: 1
Coding region: 1-1305 (434 amino acids)
Biological process (GO): DNA integration
Molecular function (GO): nucleic acid binding
Source: RefSeq, a predicted model, not a curated record
AUGGCACGGUUGAUUCCUCAUCUGGAUGAGAAUCAGACCAUUCGCCUAGGCGGGCGGCUGAAACGAUCAACUCUUCAGCCAGAACCCAGGAACCCAUCAAUUGUACCAAGACAAUCAAGGGUCACAUCACUGGUCAUCGAGGAGGCUCAUCGGAAAACUUUUCAUGGAGGAGUACAGGCGACGUUGGCACACAUCAGACACAAAUACUGGAUCAUCGGGGGUCGUCAUCCUGUAAAAUCGCAUACUCGCAAGUGCGUGAUCUGCGCACGACAUCAAGCCAUCAGGGGACAGCUGCUUCCAAGAAGAAUCACAUCAGCACGGCCAUUCAAACACGCAGGAGUGGACUACGCAGGUCUUAUCAAAAUCAGCAGAUGGAGAGGAUCAGGAGCUCGACACUAUCAUGGGUACAUAGCAGUUUUUGUGUGUCUUGCCACAUCGGCAAUUCACCUUGAACUACUCACAGAUUUAACAUCACAGGCAUUCAUCGAGACAUACAAACGAUUCACUGGAAGGAGAGGUAUCUGUGCUACACUUAGCAGUGAUAAUGCUAAGACAUUCAUGGGAGCAGACAAUGAGCUGGGCAGCCUUUUAGACGAAUCAAGGAAGGAAAUUCAUUACAUCAUCAACGAACUCGCAUCAAAUGGCACAAAAUGGAUCUUCAUCCCACUGCAAUCAUCCCACGUGGGUGGGAAAUGGGAAGCUGCGGUGAAAUCUGUGAAAUUUCAUCUAAAAAGGCUCACGGGGAAUUUGGGACUCACGUACGAGGAACUCAAUACACUUAUCAUUCAAAUCGAGGCUCAACUUAACUCGAGGCCUCUCUGCGCUCUAUCAGACGAUCCUGAUGACUGCAGAGCCCUCACACCUGGACAUUUCAUUAUUGAGGAACCCAUCAACGCAGUUCUAGAGCCAUCACUUAUCAAUCAGAAAAUGGAAGGUCUCACAAGGUGGAAAAUGAUCGCAAGGAUCGCUCAGCAAUUCUGGGACAGGUGGUCUCGGGAGUGCAUGCAUCACUAUCAAACCAUCUACAAAUGGAAAAGAUCAACGGAUGAUAUCAAGGUCGGAACACUAGUCCUCAUCAUUGACGAGAGGUAUCCACCAACAAAGUGGCCUCUAGGACGAGUAUCAAGGGUUCAUCCAAGUGAUGACAAUCUCACAAGGUUGGUAGACAUCACCACUGGGGCAGGAGGUGCAACUACCUACACCAGACACAUCAACAAGGUGGUUCCGUUACCAGUCAGCACAGAGGAGGAAGUACCAGAGGAUCAUUCGUCAUCCUCCGAUGACGAAGGCGGGCGGAAUGUAUAA